AUGACUCUGAAUAAUGGAUUUGAAUCUAUAAAUCUAACUUCGACCAUUCAAAGUGAUCUUCCAGCAAUACAUGAUGAAACAAUACCCAUCAAGAAACUUCAAUCGAUCCCUGUAUCCACUUCUGAAGAUGAUGAUGAGGAGGAGGAGGAGGAGGAAGAUGACGAACUAGAUCCAGGAGAAUUCAUAUCUACUGGAGUAAACAAGCAACAGCAACGUGUACAAGAUGAUCUGAAUAAAAUAUCAAAUAGAGAUGACACACCUGCUUUAUUGCAAAGUACGAUUGAGAAUUUGAAGAAUUCUUCAAAAAGUUCGUUUGAUUCAUUAAGAGAUAGCGAAUUGUUAUAUACUCAAGAUAGUAUAAUGAUAAAUUCGAUAAAAUUCCCCACUCAAAAGUUCAAUGAAACUUACAACAACUCAGAAUCACCUGUAGAGUAUCUUUCAAAUCGUGUGAAACUAUUAACCCAGCAGUUAUUUGAAGACUCACUGAAAUACAAUGAUUAUUUACAAAAUGGAAAUAGUAAUUUAUAUCAAUUAAGAAAUAAAAUCGUACAGAAUUAUAAUCAAUUAUCUGAGAGUUAUUACUCCCUUGGUGAAUUGUACAACAAAGAUAUAAAUUACGCCCAAAACUUGCAUGAAUCGUUUAAAAAAUGGGAUCGACAGAGAAACAAGGUCAUUACUAAAGUGAAAUCUAUCAAGAGUGAUUCAAAUAAACAUGGUGCUAAAUUAUUCAGUCUUUUGGAUGAAUCAAAUGAAAUUGAUCAAGAAAUUCUUCAAUUGGAAAACAAAUUGGCACAAUUGAAAUCUAAAAAAUCAAUUGUUAGUAAAGAAAUUGAAGAUACAAGUAGUGUUUUAGAAAGCAGGACUUCCAAAUAUGUUGAUAUUUUUAGAAAUAUGGAAAAACAAGGUAAAUUAUCAAUACUAAAUUUCCUUCAAUCCAAUGGAGUUCCCAUAAAAGACAUUGAUUCAAUAGUAAAAUAUUCUCCUGUUGAAGCAACCAUUCUCAAAGAGUAUGCCAAUAAGAGAGGAUCAUCAAGCCAGAUUGUCGCAUCAACCAUUGAAGAAGAAAAACCAUCCGUGGAUAUAUCUAUAAAUACGAAUAUUGGAAUGCAGCCAUUUAUUAUUCCUGAAGAAACAAAUAAAGAUGACAAAGAACAAAAGCCACAAGAUCUAUUAUCAAUGAAUCAUGAUCAUGGCCCAACACCGUUUGAAAGAGGGUAUGCCAAGGGCACACAGAAUUCUACAUUGAUCAAAUCAAAAAUGAACAAUUUUGUUAGAAAGUUUUUUGAUUCAUUACCAGAACAACUGACAAUAACAACACCAGAUGCACCAACAAUAAGAGGUCCACCAAAUGUUGAUGAUGUAUCUAAUGUAAUUACUGAAAAAUUGGAUUUAGAACCAAUAAUGAAAUUUUUGGAAUAUAAAGUAGGUGCAUUACAUGAUUUAACUAAACUGACAUCACUUAAUGCUGCUUUAUUUCAUGAAUUUGGUAUAAUUUGGCAAAAUGUAACUAAAUUAAUGGAUUUACAAGAAGAAAAAUUAGAAAAUGCUCUUAAUGAAUCAAUCAUCAAUGGAGAAAGCAGUCUGAUUAUGAAUAUAUUACGUUCAACAAUGGAGAAUUUGAAAGAAAACAUGAAUAAAGUGAAUUCGAUAACUAUACGAUCUCGUGAUGAUCAAUUACAACGUGAUUUAUUACUUGAUUUGAUAAACAAUGAAUAUAAUGCCAUACAAGAAGCUACCAAAAUUGUUCAAACAAAUGAGGAAUCAAUGAUUUUACCUGACUCUACUAGGUUACAUUCUUCAUUAAUGCCGUCAUCAUCCAAACCAACAAGUCAAGUGAAUAAAACUGAUGUGAAAUCUAAUAUAAGGAUAGAAUAA
This is a messenger RNA of Candida tropicalis MYA-3404, 1875 nucleotides long. RefSeq lists its product as uncharacterized. The record is from RefSeq and is a predicted model, not a curated record. The transcript has a single exon. The coding region runs from base 1 to 1875 and encodes 624 amino acids. NCBI's taxonomy places the organism in Eukaryota, Fungi, Ascomycota, Pichiomycetes, Serinales, Debaryomycetaceae.